This is a messenger RNA of Loxodonta africana (African savanna elephant), 4412 nucleotides long. RefSeq names its product suppression of tumorigenicity 7 like (gene ST7L). Bases 638 to 2371 code for a protein of 577 amino acids. The transcript has 16 exons. NCBI's taxonomy places the organism in Eukaryota, Metazoa, Chordata, Mammalia, Proboscidea, Elephantidae. The record is from RefSeq and is a predicted model, not a curated record.
AGCUGAGUGAUGGAGUCACCUCGGGGGCGGUCAGAGCCCUUCGUCCGGAAACGCCGAUGAAGAGUGAGCCUUGUCAGUUACGGGCGGGGUAAUGGCUCGGAGCGCCAGAACCCCGGGAAGUCGGCUUUGCCUUAAAUGGUUUUAAGUCUAAUAGCUUUCUUAUUGAUCUAGUAGUUUCCUCAUUCAUUUUUUGGACGCUGGGGGCGUGUUUCGACUGCUCUUGGCGCAUGAGCUCUUAGUUCCACCCGACCAAAGAGCAACUGCUGCUCCUAUUGGAUUUCCCCAGUACCAGUGAGCUCCAUGGCAGCCAAAUCCAAAGCGCUAAGUGCUGCUCGGCCUCCGGAAUAAUCGGUGAAUUUUUCAAGUCCAGUGAAAAGUGGCCCUCACCUUGGGUGAAAGCAAAAACACUGCGGAGUCACAUCUCGGUCCAAAUCCUCCAGAAUAAACGACGUUAUCUGCCUCUCCCCCAUCCCCGUAGAAAAUAUGAAGCCCCCGUCUUCCAAAUCUCUUUACCAGUUUCCUAGGACCUUCUGUCUUCACAUAGGCCACCUUUAGGUCCGCCACUAUCCCAGGAUUCCCGACUCCGGUUUCCUGCCCUUCUUCCCUCCCAGUGCCCGGCUCCUGCGGAAACAGCAAGAUGGCGGACUGUGACGGCCUUGGUGAAGCAGGGACUGCUGCGGCAUCUCCUCCCGCACCUGCUCCGGGCCUGAGCCCGCGGCUGGGCUGGAGGGAGCGGCUGCGGGCCAGGCUGGCGGGGACUGGGGCCUCGCUGUGGUUCGUGGCGGGGCUGGGUCUGCUUUACGCUCUGAGGGUCCCGCUGAGGCUGUGUGAGAACUUGGCAGCGGUGACAGUAUUUUUAAAUUCCUUGACACCCAAAUUCUAUGUGGCACUUACAGGGACAUCUUCUUUGAUAUCAGGACUAAUAUUUGUAUUUGAAUGGUGGUACUUCCAUAGGCAUGGCACAUCUUUUAUUGAGCAAGUGUCUGUAAGCCAUUUGCGACCACUGAUGGGAGGAACAGAGAGCAGCAUUUCAGAGCCAGGUUCUCCUUCCAGCAACAGAGAAAGUGAAACCAGCAGACAGAAUUUGUCAGAAUGCAAGGUAUGGAGAAACCCUCUAAACCUUUUCAGAGGAGCAGAAUAUAGGAGAUACACUUGGGUGACUGGUAAAGAGCCACUUACAUACUAUGACAUGAAUUUGUCAGCUCAGGACCAUCAGACCUUUUUCACCUGUGACACUGACUUCUUACGCCCUUCAGACACAGUUAUGCAGAAGGCAUGGAGGGAAAGAAAUCCUCCAGCUCGAAUCAAAGCAGCCUAUCAAGCUUUAGAAUUAAACAAUGACUGUGCCACUGCAUACGUUCUACUGGCUGAAGAAGAAGCAACAACUAUUGUAGAUGCCGAGAGGUUAUUUAAACAGGCACUCAAGGCAGGAGAAACAAUUUAUAGACGGUCACAGCAGUGCCAGCACCAGAGUCCUCAGCAUGAAGCACAACUAAGAAGAGACACCAAUGUAUUAGUAUAUAUUAAAAGAAGAUUGGCAAUGUGCGCAAGAAAAUUAGGAAGAAUAAGAGAAGCAGUAAAAAUAAUGAGAGAUUUGAUGAAAGAAUUUCCUCCUCUUACCAUGUUAAACAUCCAUGAAAAUCUCCUAGAAUCGCUUUUAGAACUGCAGGCCUACGCAGAUGUUCAGGCAGUUCUAGCAAAAUAUGAUGAUAUAAGCCUUCCAAAGUCAGCAGCUAUCUGUUAUACAGCAGCACUGUUGAAGACAAGGACUGUUUCAGAUAAAUUCUCUCCAGAAACAGCCUCCAGAAGAGGGUUAAGCACAGCAGAAAUUAAUGCCGUGGAAGCAAUUCACAGAGCUGUGGAAUUUAACCCUCAUGUUCCAAAAGUCGAGAAACCUUGCCAGUACCCCAGAAGCCAACAUGCCACUCUUUUCCAAUCACAGCUUUCUCCCACCUGCUUAAAGUACUUACUAGAGAUGAAAAGUCUCAUUUUACCUCCAGAACACAUUCUGAAACGGGGCGAUAGUGAAGCAAUUGCCUAUGCUUUCUUCCAUCUUCAGCACUGGAAGCGAAUAGAAGGUGCUCUUAAUCUGUUACAGUGUACCUGGGAAGGCACUUUUAGAAUGAUUCCCUACCCUUUAGAGAAAGGCCAUCUAUUUUACCCCUACCCCAGCUGCACAGAGACUGCUGAUAGAGAGCUAUUACCUACCUUUCAUCAUGUUUCUGUUUACCCAAAGAAGGAGCUUCCUUUUUUCAUCCAUUUCACAGCAGGACUGUGUUCCUCUACAGCAAUGAUAGCCCUUCUCACACACCAAUUUCCUGAAAUCAUGGGCGUUUUUGCUAAAGCUGUGCCCUGGUGUUUGUUGACAUAGAUCAAGAUGCUGUGUGGCUGUAUACGGGACCGUGAACCAUUUGACAGUCUAGACAUACACAGUCACCUUGCAUUAUUUAAGCCCUGAUCUCUGCAUUCUAGUUUCUCUGUAUUCCCCAUGUAUACAAUAUGUAGUUGCUUGAAAUUCCUUAUAUAUUGCUUGCAUAUUCUUCUAAGUUUAGCACAUACCAGUUACUUCUAGUUAGAAUCCCUUCCCAUGACUGCCCUCAAGCAGUCCAUGUCUUUAAAAAUCCAACUUAAAAGUUACCUCCUAAAAAAGCCUCUGAUUAAUCUCAUUUAUCUGAUUCCCUUCUUCUGGGACUUCUCAGUAUUUCCCAGUCUGGUACUUAAACUGUUUUAUGUCUUUGUAAUUGUUGCUUCUGUACAUGGUCACCCAACAAACAUAAGGGUUAUAGGAAUGGUGAUUCUCCUCCAUACUCUUGCCUUUGCUUAUUAUACACAUUUUGAAGGCCUACUGAUGGCCUUUUUUAAUUUCCCCAGAGUUCUAGUCCACCUUCCAUUCCCUUCCCCUUUACUUCUUAGUUACAUUCCUAGAGAAACAGUGCGGACGUUCAGGGCUUGGCCUUCACCUCAGCAUGUGUGUGGCAGCCGGCUGAAUAGGUCCCUGCAGUUGGGAAGUAUUUAACUCUUAGGUUUGACUUAAUCUCUGCAUUCUACUCUGAUACCUUCAAGAAGUAGACAUGAGACCAGGAGUAGAUACAGAGAUGGGAGUAGGGAAAUUUCCACUGAAAGCCAAGGUAUCUUUUUCCUUCCGUUUUACACAAGACCUAUGAAGCUGCUGCCGUCAGCAGCUCACCCGACACUCUGCUGCCCUGCCUCUUUUCCAGGAGUCAGGGUUAGUUUAAGAAAAAGCCUCUUGCUAGAAGCCAUGACCUCGUACUUUUAUCCCCUCCAUCUGGUGUGCGGCCUCAUGGGGCUGUGCUGCUAUGCAGGAGAUGAGCAAUGGAAUUCUUUAGAUGAUGACUUCUGAGCCCACAUGCGGAGGCAGUGGGGGUGGGGAGUAGUGAGAGCCAAGAUCGAUAGACCAAAAAGUAAGGUUUGCUCUGGGAGAAAUCCUGACUAUAGGUAGACUGUUUUCAUGAGGUGUUCUUCCCCUAGCCCAAGCAGGGGCCCAGAUCAGGGAGCUUGUAGCAUCCCAGGCCUGUGAUUGAUGAACAUGGUGUUCCUGCAGCUUUAUGCCUUCACAGUCGGGGUGCAGGAGUGGAGUAGGUAGGGCUUAUUGCUGUCUCUAAUGGAAUGCAGUCCAGGAUUGAACAGGGAAGGGUUCCCCUUGCACACACCAUCUCUUGGAGCUGCUUUUUCUCACUGUCUUGUGCCUAAACAGAGGUCCCAGUUUUGAAUGGGGAUGGGAGGAGGGGUUGAGGGCAGCAAGAAUUUUUGAUGAAAUGGAAAUCUAUUGUCUGCUGCCUCGUCUUGGACGGGUCUCUCUGCUGCCUCGUCUUGCAAGGGUCUCUCUGCAGGGUAGAUUCUCUCUUGCCUUGGUGUAGAUGAAUUGCUUGUCUCAGCCUGUGGUCCCAGGACCUUUACUAGGCCAUGAGUAGGCAUCUGGCCCUGUAGUACAACUAUUUCUUAGUACUCUCAUUCCCUGUUCUUAUUUUCCUAACCCAGAGGUUAAUAACAUUUUUAAAAAGAGUGAAGCCUCAAAAGAAAUUCUAAUGUAUUCUUUUAAAAGCCCAAAGCCUUAUUAAUUUCUGCUUAUGGCUUCUCAUGACUAUUUCUACUCUGCCCACACAUUUAAUAGCACUUAAAAAAAAAAAAAACUAGAUAACAUUUAAAAAUUUUUAAUGUUUAAGUCCAAAGGAAAAAAGAAAAAGAACUAGGAUCCAGAGUUGGUUAAAUGUAGAAUGCUUUGUAUAGUGAUCACUUGGUGGUGGUGGUGCUGGUGGCAGAAAUGGUAUAAAGGGGGUUUGUUGAUGAGGUUGGUAAAGGCUUAGUCUGUUCCUUCUGUAAACUGCUCAGUUACUCUCUCCUGGCAGUCCUAGAGCUUCCACAGGGCUUGAACAUUUUGUAUCAAUUUCUGU